Messenger RNA from Arabis nemorensis, 2454 nucleotides. The record is from the annotation of a GenBank genome assembly. NCBI's taxonomy places the organism in Eukaryota, Viridiplantae, Streptophyta, Magnoliopsida, Brassicales, Brassicaceae.
AUGAGAAGACAGUCUUUGAGAGAUGGUGAUGUUAUAUUCUCUGAAGGUAAGAGAUUCGCUUUUGGAUUCUUCAGCCUUGGGAACUCGAAGCUCCGGUACGUUGGGAUUUGGUAUGCUCAAGUCUCCGAGCUUACUGUUGUAUGGGUUGCAAACAGAGACCAUCCUAUUAAUGACACAUCUGGUCUUAUAAAGUUUAGCAGCAGAGGAAAUCUUUGUGUCUAUGGCUCUGUUAACGGAACAGAGCCUAUCUGGUCUACUGAUGUUUUAGAUACCAUCUCAGAACCGGCUUUAGUUGCAAAGCUAACUGAUUUAGGAAACCUUGUUCUGAUUGAUCCUGUCACAGGGAAAAGUUUCUGGGAGAGUUUUAAUCAUCCUACAAACACUUUACUUCCUUUUAUGAAGUUUGGAUUCACUCGUCAAGACGGUGUUGAUCGGUUUAUGACUUCUUGGAGGUCUCCUAACGACCCCGGUUUCGGAAACAUUACAUACCGGUUAGACCGUAGAGGAUUUCCACAGAUGAUGAUGUACAAAGGUCCUACUUUGUGGUGGCGUACUGGUUCAUGGACCGGGCAGAGAUGGAGCGGUGUGCCUGAAAUGACUAACAAGUUUAUCUUCAAUAUCUCCUUUGUGUAUAAUCCAGAUGAAGUAUCAAUCACUUAUGGCGUGUUGAAUCCUUUAGUCAUAACAAGAAUGGUGUUGAACGAGACUGGAACCUUGCAACGGUUCACAUGGAACGGGAAGGAUAAGAAAUGGAUUGAGUUCUGGUCAGCUCCUGAAGAGAAGUGUGACAAUUACAACCACUGUGGCCUUAACGGUUAUUGUGAUCUAACUAGUCCAGACAAGUUUGAGUGUUCUUGCCUACCGGGGUACGAGCCUAAGACACCUCAAGCUUGGUCCUUGAGGGAUGCUUCGGAUGGGUGUAAGAGGAGAGAUACAGCUUCUAUAUGUAAUAAGAAAGAAGGGUUUGCGAAGUUGAAGCGAGUGAAGGUUCCCAAUACAUCAGCUGUGAGUGUUGAUAUGAACAUAACAUUGAAGGAAUGUGAAAAGAGGUGCUUGAAGAAUUGCACUUGUGUCGCUUAUGCGAGCGCUUACCACGAGAGUGAAGAUGGAGCAAAAGGGUGUUUGACAUGGCAUGGUGAUAUGGUGGAUACAAGGACAUACUUGAGCUCGGGACAAGAUUUCUAUCUACGCGUAGAUAAGGCAGAGUUAGCGCGAUGGAAUGGAAAUGGCUCGUCGCGGAAGAGGAGACUUUUUGUAAUUCUCAUCAGUUUGAUUGUAGUUGUGAUGCUACUAAUGAUCAUUUUGUUAUUUUUCAUAAGAAAACGACGAGAGUCUAAAAGGCAUAGAAAGCCUCCAUCAACCUUCGCACCGAGCUCUUUUGAUCUUGAAGAUUCAUUCAUAUUAGAAGAUCUUGAGGACAAAUCAAGAACACGAGAGUUACCUCUCUUUGAGCUUAGCACGAUCGCUGCAGCGACUAAUAACUUCUCUUUUCAAAACAAGCUUGGAGCAGGUGGUUUCGGAUCCGUUUAUAAGGGCGUGUUACAAAACGGUUUGGAGAUAGCGGUGAAGAGGUUAUCGACAAACUCGGGACAAGGAAUGGAAGAGUUCAAGAACGAGGUCAAGUUGAUAUCGAAAUUGCAGCAUCGAAAUCUCGUGAGGAUCUUAGGAUGUUGCGUUGAAUUUGAAGAGAAGAUGUUGGUAUACGAGUAUUUACCAAACAAGAGCCUAGACUAUUUCAUAUUCAAUGAAGAGCGGAGAGCAGAGUUGGAUUGGCCAAAGCGGAUGGGAAUAAUCCGAGGGAUUGGUCGAGGAAUCUUGUAUCUUCAUCAAGAUUCAAGACUGAGGAUCAUCCACAGAGACCUCAAGGCUAGCAAUGUACUUCUUGACAAUGAAAUGAUCCCCAAGAUUGCGGAUUUCGGCAUGGCUAGAAUCUUUGGAGGAAACCAAAUCGAAGGAAGCACAAAUCGAGUCGUCGGUACAUACGGAUAUAUGUCGCCGGAGUAUGCAAUGGAUGGCCAAUUCUCCAUAAAAUCCGACGUCUACAGCUUCGGAAUCUUGAUAUUAGAGAUCAUAACCGGAAGUAAAAACAGUACUAUCUACAACGAAGCUUCGAAUUUAGUCGGACAUAUUUGGGAUCUAUGGAACAAAGGUGAAGCAACAAAGAUCAUGGACGAGUUAAUGGAUAAAGAGACUUACGAUGAGAGCGAAGUGAUGAAGUGCAUACACAUUGGGUUGCUUUGUGUGCAAGAAAACGCUUCGGAUAGACCAGACAUGUCUGCUGUUGUGUUCAUGUUAGGUCAUAACGCCAUUGACCUUCCAUCUCCCAAGCAUCCUGCGUUUACUGUUGGAAGGAAGAGAAACGUUAAAAAUGGCGGGAACUCAGGUAAUUGGCCCAGUGGAGAAACCGGUAGCUCUUUUAAUGAUGUUACUCUUACCAACGUUGAAGGUCGUUAA